Molecule: messenger RNA, 3989 nt
Organism: Nanorana parkeri
Lineage: Eukaryota; Metazoa; Chordata; Amphibia; Anura; Dicroglossidae
Gene: MIB2
Product: mindbomb E3 ubiquitin protein ligase 2
Exons: 19
Coding region: 575-3439 (954 amino acids)
Biological process (GO): protein ubiquitination
Cellular component (GO): cytoplasm
Molecular function (GO): zinc ion binding; protein binding; ubiquitin-protein transferase activity
Source: RefSeq, a predicted model, not a curated record
UGCCUUGUGUGCUGUGCCCGGCGCUCUCGCCAGGGGUAGCCAAGACUAUCACAGUCUAGUGCUCCUUCUUUAUUUUUCCAGGCACAGGACAAAAGAAUGAAGAGCCCCGGGGUUAUUUAACUUCUGUCCUCUCUAUCUGGCCAUUCACAGCCUGAUUCCAGACUCCGGUAGCUUCAGUGAGGCUCAUGUCUCGCUUGCCUAGCAGGGCUUUUGUUUUUUGUUUGGCUCUCCCGUUGUGCCCCACAACAAUCAGCUAAUGGUGGCAUACCAUGGUGGAAUUAUAGGACUUAAUCUGGCCAAAGGGAUCAUAUCUCUCUGCUGCGUCCUGAUCCGAUCUCUAGGAAAUCCAAUGACAGCGCAAUAGCCUCUCCUCGUCAUGACACCUUUGGAAAUCCUCAGCAACAGUACGGCAUUAUUGUUGAGCUUUUUUCCUAUUCGCCCGUGCAGUUCCUGAGAGACAUCAAUGGGAGAAAAGGGCUAAAUAGAGAAUACUACGUUGGCAUUUUGUCCUGGCCUUCAUCUCAAGUGAUAAAAGACUUCCUAAUGUGCUCUAUGCUUACCCUGGAGGGAUAACAUGGACUGGGACUGUACUGCAGCCAUGCAGGUGGGAAUGCGAGUGGUUCGAGGUGUGGACUGGAAGUGGGUGAACCAGGACAAUGGAGAGGGAAGCGUGGGAACCGUGGUUGAAAUUGGCCGACAAGGCAGCCCUACGACACCCGAUAAAACAGUUGUGGUUCAGUGGGAUCAUGGCACAAGGACAAACUACCGCACUGGAUUCCAAGGAGCCUAUGAUCUGUUGCUGUAUGAUAAUGCUCAGACAGGUGUCCGCCAUCCAAAUAUAAUCUGCGACUGCUGUAAGAAGCACGGAAUUCGCGGCAUGCGCUGGAAGUGCAAAGUCUGCUUUGACUACGAUCUGUGCACGCAGUGUUACAUGAACAACAAACACGACCUUUCCCAUGCCUUUGAGAGAUAUGAAACUGCCCAUUCCAGGCCGGUCUCAUUGACGCCCCGCCAAGGCUUGCCUCGUUUAGUGCUUAAAGGGAUCUUCCAGGGUGCCAAAGUGGUCCGUGGACCUGACUGGGAAUGGGGGAACCAAGAUGGUGGGGAAUCUAAAGUCGGGCGGGUUGUGGACAUCCGCGGAUGGGACGUGGAGACAGGGCGCAGCGUGGCAAGUGUAACUUGGGGCGACGGCACCACUAAUGUUUACAGAGUUGGGCACAAGGGCAAAGUAGAUCUAAAGUGCAUUGCAGAUUCUCCAGGAGGGCAUUACUACAAGGAUCACUUACCCAAGCUUGGAAAACCAGCAGAGAUUCAGAGGAAAGAAAGUUCAGAACGGCACCCGUUCCAGCAUGGGGAUAAAGUGAAGUGUCUUUUGGAUAUUGAAAUAUUGCGGGAAAUGCAAGAAGGACAUGGGGGGUGGAACCCAAAAAUGGCAGAGUUUAUAGGUCAAACCGGAACAGUUCACAGGAUCACAGAGAGAGGAGAUGUCAGAGUGCAGUACAACAGUGAAACACGCUGGACCUUCCACCCUGGCGCUCUGACAAAGGUACUACAAGAUCAAAACAACAUUUGGGUUGGUGAUGUUGUGCGUGUGAUGGAUGAUGUGGAUACAGUCAAGAAGCUACAAGUUGGCCACGGGGAGUGGACAGAUGAUAUGGCCCCUGCUCUGGGACAGAUCGGCAAGGUCAUCAAAGUGUUUGGUGAUGGAGACAUGAGAGUGUCUGUUGGUGGCCAGUCCUGGACAUUUAACCCUGCAUGCCUCACCUCUUAUCAGAGAGACAAUGAUGCCAAUCUCAUGACAACAGAAAAUGCCAAGGAGUCCAAAAGUACACUGGUCUCCAUUCUAGAGAAGAUUCUGGCUCAGAAGACAGAUUGUGAAAGUCCCAGUUCCUUGGUGAUAGAAGCGGCCCAGGGAAACAUUGGCAAAGUGAGGGAGAUGCUCCAGAAGCACCCAGACAAGGUAGAUAUAAGGAACCAGGGCAGGACGGCCCUACAGGUGGCUUCCCACUUGGGACACAUAGAGGUGGUGAAGGUCUUAAUUCAAGCCAAUGCAAACAUUGACCUUAAGGAUGAUGAAGGGGAUUCUGCAUUACAUUAUGCUGCUUAUGGUAACCAGGCUGCUAUCAUCCGACUGUUGCUGGCAAAAGGAGCCAAUGCCGAGUUACUCAAUAAUGCCAAGUGCACUGCUCUGUACAUUGCUGUCAAUAAAGGAUUCAUGGAGGUGGUGCAAGUACUCUGUAUUCCCAACUGUGCCAUCAAUGUCCAGGACUUACAUGGAGACACACCGUUGCAUUACGCCAUCACAGCAGACUACAGAAGUAUCAUAGAGAUCCUGACUGAAGUACCAAAUAUUGAUUUCACUGUGCAGAAUCAGCAAGGCUUCAACCUGCUCCAUCACUCAGCUCUGAAAGGGAAUGUCUUAGCUGUCGGGAGGAUCCUGGAAAGAGCGCGGCAGUUGGUAGACUCCAAGAAGGAAGACGGCUUCACUGCUCUGCACCUGGCUACACUGAACAACCAUCAGGAGGUGGUGGAGAUCUUAGUCAAAGAGGGGCGGUGUGAUGUCAAUCUCAGGAACAACAGAAACCAAACCCCUGUACACCUGGCAGUGACCCAUGGGCACAUCAACCUUGUGCAGCUCCUGGUGACGGAGGGAGGCGAUGUAAAUGCAGAAGACGAAGAUGGGGAUACUCCUAUGCACAUAGUGCUGGUACAGCAGCACCUCACCCCUCUGGAGCCUGAAGGCGCUGGCUCAGCUAUGCUCAGCAAGCUGCAGGCUACUGGGUUGCUUGGAAGCACAGAAUUGAAUGUGGGAACAACAAUCGCUUGUUUCCUGGCUUUGUCGGGGGCAGACAUUAACUACGCCAACCACAGAGGAAAGUCCCCCUUUGACCUAAUAACGGAUGGAAGGAUAGCACACCUUGUGAAAAACUUUGCUCAGAGAUUCAGGGAACAACAAGCUGAAUCCGAUUCCUCUACCGUCAGCUGCACCCUUCGCAGGGUACACACUACCCCAAACACCAUGACCAACCUAAGCCUCCCCACUUCUACUAGUUCUGCCGAGUGCCUGGUGUGCUCAGAGCUUGCAGUUCUUGUCAGCUUCUUUCCAUGUCAUCACAGCAUAGUGUGUGAAGAAUGUUCCAGAAGAAUGAAGAAAUGCAUAAAAUGUCAGGUGUCAAUCACCAAGAAGCUUAGGCAAGACAGCACAGAGGUGGACGGUGUUCCCAGCCAAGAAGCGUCAGAUACACGAAAGGUCAUGGAAGAACUUCAGAACCGAUAUCGUCAGAUGGAGGAACGGAUCACUUGUCCGAUCUGCAUCGACAGUCACAUUAAACUUGUGUUUCAGUGUGGUCAUGGCUCCUGCACAGAAUGCAGCACAUCCCUCGUUUCUUGCCCCAUCUGCAGGCAAGCUAUUCGGGAACGGAUACAGAUAUUCGUCUGAGCCGGGCUUCUGGUGUGAACGCAGUGUCAGGCGCUGCCGUAGAACCUAAGGACGCAACAUACGCCUGAGCAAAGCAUGAUAGGGUUGACCCUCUCCAAGGCAAGGCGUGCAGUGACGAGAGACAGGUCCAACUCUGCUCAAGAUGAAAUUGUGGCUGCUGUGUGUGUGUGUUUUAAACACUAAAAAAACAAUAUAUCAAUAUCCACACUGGAAGGGCUAAUAUAGCGCAGUCUUCCUGAAACUACAUUGUUCAGAGGGACGGAUGAAGCCUACAACCUCACCCAUUCAGUAAUGGCACGGCUGCCCAAUCCUGACAUGGAACCAGUCUGUCACAUUCUUUGUUCUUUUGUAAGUUUCUUCACAAUGAAUCCAAUUCAUGGCCUUCCAGCAGCAAGCUAUGCUGCAUUCAUAUGUUAAGCAUACGUCACCACAAGAUGUAGCAUCGCAGCAAUACAAUAGGUAGACACCCAUCAUUAGCCAAGGAAUGUCACACUGUAAAAUGAAUGCGUGACUAGAUUUGAGAAAGCAGAAUCCAUAACUUGCGGGGUUG